Molecule: messenger RNA, 1917 nt
Organism: Linum trigynum
Lineage: Eukaryota; Viridiplantae; Streptophyta; Magnoliopsida; Malpighiales; Linaceae
Source: the annotation of a GenBank genome assembly
GAAGCAGUCAAGAAGAAUAAUAAGAAAACUCUCCAAAACCCUAUUCUCCCAAUCCUCUCAAUUCUCGUUCCCAAUCCCUCUAAAGGCCUAGGCCGAUUCUCUAUCUUUCUCUUCUCAAAUCCCUAAUUCUGUUCUUAAUCCCUAAAUCCCCAAUUCUCGAUAGAACCCUAAUCUCAGGUUCUAUCAUUUGGUAUCAGAGCCAUGGUCACGAAUCUGAAUUCAUCACAACUCGUAACCGGGGACAUGAUCUACCAAAUGCAAGUCUGCUGUGAGCAGGCAAAAAGAUUUGGAGAAAAGCAUACAAGAUGCUGAGAAGAGAGACGAGGAGUGGCGAUUGUUGAUGGAGAAAUUGAAAUGAACCCUAACCUCUUCUCGGCGAGUCAAGCCACCAACCACCACUGCUGCGAGCUCACCCCCACCACCCGCUACGAAAAUCCCCGGCGUAAUUGUUUUCGCUGCCGCCGUCGAAGAAGAUCAUGAGGCCAUGGCCAUGCCGCCAACCACUGCCGUUCCAACGCCUCUAAUCACAGCUGUCAUCGAGAAGGAGAAUGAUUCACCUCCACAUCCUGCAGCUGAAGUUGUCACCAUACCACCACCCGCCAUCAAAGAAGAAGAAGCUCUGGCCGUCAAGAUUGUUGGCAACCAACAACAUCUCCGGGUGGUCAUGGAGACAAGAGACGUGAAGAGAAUGGAAGUCAGGGGGUCCUGCCAAGACCAGGGGAAACUUGUUUCACCGCUAGCAGCUGCUAGAGACGAGGCGACAACCAAAGUUGUUCUCGCCAAGCCGGUCAUUGCACUCACAAUUGGCACCAACUCUCGUGAAGGCCACUUGGAGCACGGCCUGCUGGUCAGAUCCACUCCACGAACGGCCGCAGGACAUAGCUCGUUGCCACUGAACCUUCCUAUCAACGGGUGGAAGUUCCGUAGGAAGAAAGCGGGAGUCGACGAAGAAGAACAGGCGACCGCAGGGGUUUUCAUCAUCACUUCCUCGCCCGCAUCGUCGCUUAUUACGUCACCCGUCGCCGACCUAGAGGUGGCAACUGCCGUUGAGCCUCCAGUCAAUGUCGUCGACGAGAAACGCGUCGGCAAAGCUACUGAGACCAGGAAAGCAUCACUGACCUCGCCGACUGCCGAUAUUCAGACCAUCGGGAACCCGGGAAUCCCUUCGAAGCUGGCGGAGAUCCACGUCGGGACUGAUCCACGCAAAGCCAGAGAAACGGGUUGGCCUCCUCGUCUUCAGCUAGCAUGCUCACCGCCGCGGAAGAAGCAUCUGGCGUCGCAAAUCGUGCAAGAGGCGAGAAGCUGGGAGGCGUUGUCGGUUCCGCCGUCGAAUGAGAUGAAGGAGAAGGGCGGCAGCAUCUCCCCUUCUCUCGUUGUUCGAGCAUCCGACGAGGCAAUUUGGUCACAGGUCGCAAAGGGAGAGAAGCGCCACCGUCGCCAAAAGUUCCAUUCGCGGUUACAAAGGCCAAAGAGGCGGAACCAGGGGCUGGUCCAUUAACCAGCGAUGAGGUGACGUCGGGAAGGGAGGGAGUCGGCUCAAAUCGUAGGUGUCGGCUGGAAUGUUUGACGACGAGGAAUGAGACAAAGAAGUCAGCCGGUGAGGAGGCGACGAUUGCGAAGAUGAUGCCAGAAGCAAGUAGUCCUUUUUGCCGGAGGAUCUGUUCACCGGCGAGGAAGUCGACAAACGAGCAGGGGGCUGAGUGCGGCGGGGUUGAAUUGGCGGCCACAAACCCUAAUUUUCUAACUUGGGGGUGCGCAGUACCGCAACAACGAGUCGGACGGGUCGCCCUCGAGUUCUUGGGCCGCACUGUUCGGAUCGCCUUUUUGUGUUCUUCGAAUUGCCAGGAUUCGAGAGCGAGCACAUAGAUGUGCAGGUAAUUGGAUCCGAUGUGCUAGCAAUAAUGGGACAACGGCCAU